Messenger RNA from Chanos chanos (milkfish), 5874 nucleotides. Its product is annotated as myosin heavy chain, fast skeletal muscle-like. The transcript has 38 exons. Gene Ontology annotation, cellular component: myosin filament; myosin II complex; cytoplasm. Bases 1 to 5874 code for a protein of 1957 amino acids. The record is from RefSeq and is a predicted model, not a curated record. Lineage: Eukaryota; Metazoa; Chordata; Actinopteri; Gonorynchiformes; Chanidae. Gene Ontology annotation, molecular function: actin filament binding; microfilament motor activity; ATP binding.
AUGAGUACGGACGCUGAGAUGUCUAUUUUCGGGGAGGCUGCCCCAUAUUUGAGAAAGACAGAGAAAGAGAGGAUUGAAGCACAGAGUCGGCCGUUUGAUGGGAAAACUGCCUGUUUUGUGUCUGAUGACAAAGAGCUGUAUGCGAAAGGUACCAUUCAGAGCAAAGAGGACGGCAAAGCCACUGUGGAGACGGAGGAUGGCAGGACUAUUACAGUUAAGGAAGACCAAGUAUUCCCGAUGAACCCCCCAAAGUUUGAUAAGAUUGAGGACAUGGCCAUGAUGACCCACCUUAACGAGCCCUGUGUGCUUUUUAAUCUCAAAGAGCGCUAUGCUGCAUGGAUGAUCUACACGUACUCUGGGCUGUUCUGUGUCACUGUAAACCCUUAUAAGUGGCUGCCUGUCUACAACCCUGAGGUGGUGACAGCAUACAGAGGAAAAAAGCGUAUGGAGGUCCCUCCUCAUAUUUUUGCCCUGUCUGAUAACGCCUAUCAGUUUAUGCUCACAGAUCGAGAGAAUCAGUCCAUUCUUAUCACUGGAGAAUCCGGUGCAGGGAAGACAGUGAACACCAAGCGUGUAAUCCAGUACUUUGCGACAAUCGCAGUGUCUGGUGAGAAGAAGAAGGAAUCAGCCAGCAAGAUGAAGGGAACUCUGGAAGAUCAAAUCAUCCAGGCCAACCCUCUGCUGGAGGCAUUUGGAAAUGCCAAAACAGUGAGGAAUGACAACUCCUCUCGCUUUGGUAAAUUUAUCCGUAUACACUUUGGAACAACAGGAAAGCUGGCAUCAGCCGAUAUUGAAACUUAUCUCCUGGAGAAAUCUAGGGUGACAUUUCAGUUGGCUGCAGAGAGGAGCUAUCAUAUAUUUUAUCAGCUGACAUGCAACAGGAAACCAGAGCUUAUAGAUAUGCUUCUUAUCACCACCAAUCCAUAUGACUUUGCCUUCAUCAGUCAGGGUGAAAUUGCUGUUAAGAGCAUAGAUGAUGCUGAGGAGCUCAUGGCGACUGAUGAGGCCAUUGAUAUUCUUGGCUUCACUUCAGAGGAGAAGGUUGGCAUCUAUAAGCUGACAGGAGCUGUGAUGCACUAUGGAAACAUGAAGUUUAAGCAGAAACAGAGGGAGGAGCAGGCAGAGCCCGAUGGCACUGAGGAGGCAGACAAAGCUGCUUAUCUUAUGGGACUGAACUCAGCUGACCUUCUCAAAAACCUCUGUAAUCCCAGAGUCAAAGUUGGGAAUGAGUAUGUAACUAAGGGCCAGAAUGUACAACAGGUGUACAAUUCAAUUGGUGCUUUGGCUAAGUCUGUCUAUGAGAAGAUGUUCUUGUGGAUGGUCAUCCGUAUUAACCAGCAACUGGACACUAAACAGCAGAGGCAGCAUUUCAUUGGUGUACUUGACAUAGCAGGGUUUGAAAUUUUUGAUUUCAACACGCUGGAACAGCUGUGUAUUAACUUCACUAAUGAGAAGCUGCAACAGUUUUUCAACCACCAUAUGUUUGUGCUGGAGCAAGAGGAGUAUAAGAAAGAGGGCAUUGAAUGGGAGUUCAUAGACUUUGGUAUGGAUCUGGCUGCCUGUAUUGAGCUGAUUGAGAAGCCAAUGGGCAUCUUCUCAAUCCUUGAAGAGGAGUGUAUGUUCCCCAAGUCCACAGACACUUCCUUCAAGAACAAGCUCUAUGACCAACACCUGGGUAAAAAUAACUGCUUCCUGAAGCCCAAACCUGUAAAAGGCAAGGCAGAGGCCCACUUCUCCCUCGUCCAUUACGCCGGCACUGUGGACUACAACAUCACCGGCUGGUUGGAGAAGAACAAAGACCCUCUGAAUGAGUCUGUUGUGCAGCUGUACCAGAAAUCAUCCUUGAAGCUGCUUGCAAUGCUCUACGCAAAUUUUGCCGGUGCAGCAGACGAUUCAGCUGCUGGUGGUAGUGGUGGUGGCAAGAAAGGGGCAAAGAAGAAAGGUGCAUCUUUUCAAACCGUCUCAGCCCUCUUCAGAGAAAACCUGAACAAGCUGAUGUCCAACCUCAGAACAACACAUCCUCACUUUGUGCGCUGUUUGAUUCCUAAUGAAACCAAAACACCAGGUGUGAUGGAAAACCAUCUGGUCAUCCAUCAGUUGCGCUGCAAUGGUGUGCUGGAAGGUAUUAGAAUCUGCCGGAAGGGUUUUCCCAGCAGGAUUCUGUAUGGAGACUUCAAGCAGAGGUACAGAAUCCUGAAUGCCAGUGCUGUCCCUGAGGGCCAGUUUAUGGACAACAAAAAAGCUGCUGAGAAAUUGCUUAGCUCCAUUGAUGUGGACCACAAUCAGUAUAAGUUUGGACACACCAAGGUGUUCUUUAAAGCUGGACUCCUGGGUGUGCUGGAGGAAAUGCGAGAUGAGCGCUUGGCUCAGGCUGUCACCUGCAUUCAGGCUGUGUGUCGUGGGUACGUUGUGAGGAUGGAAUAUCAGAAGAUGAUAGCUCGAAGGGAGGCCAUCUACACCAUCCAAUACAACAUUCGUGCAUUCAUGAAUGUGAAACACUGGCCAUGGAUGAGGCUGUACUUCAAGAUCAAACCACUCCUGAAGAGUGCUGAGUCAGAGAAGGAGAUGGCCCAGAUGAAGGAAGAUUUCACUAAGUGCAAAGAGGACCUUUUCAAGUCUGAAAGCAAGAGAAAAGAACUGGAGGAGAAGUUGGUCUCAAUCAUUCAAGAGAAGAAUGAUCUUCUUCUUCAGGUUCAGGCUGAAUCUGAUAAUCUGAUGGAUGCUGAGGAGAGGUGUGAGGGACUGAUCAAGAGUAAAAUCCAGCUGGAGGCCAAACUGAAGGAGACAACAGAGAGGCUGGAGGAUGAAGAGGAGAUUAAUGCAGAGCUAACAUCUAAGAAAAGGAAACUGGAAGAUGAAUGCUCUGAGUUGAAAAAAGACAUUGAUGAUCUGGAGCUCACCUUGGCCAAAGUGGAGAAAGAGAAACAUGCCACUGAGAAUAAAGUCAAAAACCUCACUGAGGAGAUAAUUGCUCAGGAUGAGACCAUUGCUAAAUUGACUAAGGAGAAGAAAGCCCUUCAAGAAGCUCAUCAGCAAAUUCUAGAUGAUCUACAGGGAGAGGAAGACAAAGUCAACACUCUUACCAAAGCCAAGUCCAAGCUGGAGCAACACGUUGAUGAUCUUGAGGGAUCUCUUGAUCAAGAGAAGAAAGUUAGAAUGGAUCUUGAGAGAGCAAAAAGGAAACUUGAAGGAGAUCUGAAAUUAGCCCAGGAAUCCAUAAUGGACUUGGAGAAUGAGAAACAGCAGCUGGAUGAGAAACUAAAGAAAAAAGAUUUUGAGAUGACACAGCUGCAGAGUAAGGUUGAGGAUGAACAGGUUCUUGCAACUCAACUUCAGAAGAAAAUCAAGGAGCUCCAGGCUCGCACAGAGGAACUUGAGGAAGAGAUUGAAGCAGAGCGUGCUGCUCGGGCUAAGGUGGAAAAGCAGAGAUCUGAUCUCUCCAGGGAACUUGAGGAGAUCAGUGAAAGGCUCGAAGAAGCAGGUGGAGCCACUGCAGCUCAGAUUGAGAUGAAUAAAAAACGUGAAGCAGAAUUCCAGAAGCUUCGGCGUGAUUUGGAGGAGUCUUCUCUGCAACAUGACGCUACUUCAGCAGCGCUGCGUAAAAAGCACGCCGAUACUGUAUCAGAACUUGGAGAGCAAAUUGACAACCUUCAGAGGGUGAAGCAGAAACUCGAAAAGGAAAAAAGUGAAUUGAAACUGGAAGUAGAUGACCUGUCCAGCAACAUGGAGGCCAUAGCUAAAGCCAAGGUCAACCUUGAAAAGAUGUGCCGCUCUCUUGAAGACCAUCUCCAUGAGGUCAAGACCAAAGAGGAAGAAAACCAAAGACUCAUUAAUGAUCUCAGUGCCCAGAAGACCCGGCUGCAGACAGAAAAUAGUGAAAUGUCACGUCAACUGGAGGAGAAGGACUCUUUGAUGUCCCAGCUCACCAGAGGAAAACAAGCUUAUAUCCAACAAAUUGAAGAGCUGAAGAGACAGAACGAAGAGGAAGUCAAGGCUAAGAAUGCCCUGGCCCAUAGUCUACAGUCAGCGCGGCAUGACUGUGACCUGCUGAGGGAGCAGUUUGAGGAAGAGCAGGAAGCCAAGGCUGAACUUCAGCGCAGCAUGUCAAAGGUCAACAAUGAGGUGGCUCAGUGGAGAACCAAAUAUGAGACUGAUGCUAUCCAGCGUACUGAAGAACUUGAGGAAGCCAAGAAAAAGUUGGCCCAGCGCCUCCAGGAAGCAGAGGAAGCUGUUGAAGCUGCCAAUUCAAAGUGUUCUUCACUGGAGAAGACUAAGCAGAGACUGCAGGGAGAGGUGGAGGACCUGAUGACAGAUGUUGAGAGGGCCAACUCUGUUGCAGCUGCUCUAGACAAGAAACAGAGGAACUUUGAUAAAGUCCUGGCUGAGUGGAAACAAAAGUAUGAGGAGAGUCAAGCAGAACUUGAAGCCACAAUGAAGGAGGUUCGCUCGAUUGGCACUGAAAAUUUCAAGAUGAAGAAUGCUUAUGAAGAGGCUUUGGAGCAUCUCGAGACUCUUAAAAGAGAAAAUAAAAAUCUGCAGCAGGAAAUUUUGGAUCUGACAGAACAGCUUGGAGAGACUGGGAAAACCAUACAUGAGCUUGAAAAGUCAAAGAAACAGGCAGAACAAGAGAAAGCAGAGAUACACACAGCCUUAGAAGAGGCUGAGGCUUCUCUGGAGCAUGAAGAAUCCAAGAUCCUUCGUGUGCAGCUGGAACUCAACCAGGUGAAGAGUGAGAUAGAGAAAAAGCUUGCUGAGAAGGAUGAGGAAAUUGAACAGUUAAAGAGAAACAGUCAGAGAGUCAUUGACUCCAUGCAGAGCACUCUGGAUGCUGAGGUCAGGAGCAGGAACGAUGCUCUAAGAGUCAAGAAGAAGAUGGAGGGAGACCUCAAUGAGAUGGAGAUCCAGCUCAGUCAUGCCAACCGCCAAGCUGCUGAGGCUCAGAAGCAACUGAGGAACCUCCAAGCUCAGCUAAAGGAUAACCAGAUUCACCUUGAUGAUGCCUUGAGGCACACUGAAGACAUGAAAGAGCAGGUGGCCAUAGCUGAACGCAGGAGCAGCCUUUUACAGGCUGAGAUAGAGGAGAUCCGGACUGCUCUGGAGCAGACUGAGAGAGUUCGAAAAGUCGCUGAGCAGGAGCUGGCGGAUGCAAGUGAACGUGUGGGUCUCCUACACUCACAGAAUAAUAGCUUGAUAAAUAGUAAAAGGAAGCUGGAGGCUGACCUUGUUCAGAUUCAAGGAGAGAUGGAGGAUAGAAUUCAGGAAGCCAGAAAUGCUGAGGAGAAAGCUAAGAAGGCCAUUACAGAUGCUGCCAUGAUGGCUGAGGAGCUGAAGAAGGAGCAGGACACUUGUGCUCAUCUGGAGAGGAUGAAGAAGAAUCUUGAAGUCACAGUGAAGGACCUGCAGCAUCGUCUAGAUGAAGCUGAGAACCUUGCCAUGAAGGGAGGAAAGAAGCAACUUCAGAAACUGGACUCUCGAGUUCGAGAGCUGGAAAAUGAACUAGAAUUAGAGCAGAGACACAGCUCUGAUGCUGUGAAAGGUGUGCGCAAAUUUGAACGCAGGAUCAAAGAGCUCACCUAUCAGUCUGAGGAAGACAAGAAGACUAUGCUUAGACUGCAGGAGUUGGUUGACAAACUGCAACUGAAAGUCAAAGCUUACAAGAGGCAAGCAGAAGAAGCUGAGGAGCAAGCUAAUGGUUAUUUGGCCAAACUCAGAAAGGUACAGCAUGAAUUGGAGGAGGCUGAAGAGAGAGCAGACAUUGCUGAGUCUCAGGUCAGCAAGCUGAGAGCCAAGAGUCGAGACAUGGGAGCAAAGGUGAGAACCCAUACCUUGAUUAUCCACAUUUCAUGUUACUCUAGUCAUUAUAAUGAAAUAUGA